AUGCUGUAUGUUUUCCAUGUUGAUGCUGGUCAAAUGACCACGUAUGACAUGGGACUAACACUGCAAAAAGUGUCUUCACUUAAACUAGCUAUUGAGAGAAAGACCAAAGUCCCGGCCAACUCAUUGGUGCUCCUAGUGAGUGGAGGAGAGGUUCUCCAAUCGGACCAUAUGGUGUCCUCAUACAGUGCUGGCACAGACACAAACCCAAUAUAUAUGUUCAGCAAACCAUCAGUGAAGGAGAGCCAUUUGAACCAGUCUAUGUGCGAUUUAAGCCCAAUAGUGGAGUUGAGUACUGGAGAGUUCUCCAUUGAAAGCCGUAGUGCUUUCGAUGGCAAAUCUGUGGCAGAGUUAAAGGCGGCUGUGGACAAGUGUUGUUCGCUACAGCCAAAUGUGUAUACUGUGAUAUCGUGCGCGUCUCUAGCGCAACAGUUCAGUGACCUCGCGCUUGAUGUGUCCAGCAGUUGCGAUCAGCUGGUGCAUGAACAGCAUCUGCAACAUCAGGGCUGGGCGGCGGUGGUUGCGAACUUAGAAGACAUAUUCAACGAAUUCUGUGAAAGGUCGAGGAAUUUUAAAGAAUCAUUUAAGAAGCAUCGACUAAAAAAAGAGGAAUACCACGAAAGGUUGACUGGGCUCAACGAAGUUUUAGAAUCUCUGGGCAAGAUCCCAAUACUGCCGGCACUCCAAUUAAACGCCGAAGCUCACAGGUUCUCGGCUUUUGAUGUCUUCGAGGACACAGACUUCGAGGGUCCUCAUUAUAGGAUCACACAUCCACUGGACAACAGCUCAGAUAAUAAACCCAGCGACUUUGGCGUCGAAGCGUUCAAGUUGUCCGACGAAGAUGUAUUCGAUCAAAGACAGUCAGGCUCAGGGAAUGAAGCAGCAACGUCAUCAGAGCCAGUUCCUCUCGUCGAGGAGUCUGAUGAAGGAGUCACGUUCAAGGCGCAGUCCUAUGAGAACAAGGAGGAACCUUCUUUGCUGCACUGGAUCCUGGCGCAGGGGAACAAAGCCUCCUUGCAGGAUAUCUUAGAUUACUGUCAGAAAGGGUUGGCUUUACUAGAUGCGGAUCCGCUAAAAGAGCGUGAGGCAGAAUUAUACCAUAUUCUGGAGUAUGCCAAUAUGCAUGGCCUUAAGCACAUUAAGGGUAUCGAAGAAAGACUGUACGGCUUGGACCAGCUGCUGAACGAUGUGAAGAAAUUGGAGCGAGACCAGCGCGACCAGGCUGCAUCACUUAUACAGUGUCGCGAGCGCUUAAACACAGCAUGUGAUCCGUCCGUCCUGCCGACCCUCGUGCAGUCACACUGGUGUCAGCUGAGGAAGUUACUGAAGGGACACCAGACUCUCAUUGACAUUAGGCGACGCAUCGCCAAGUCUAAGGAUGAACUAUCACACAUAUUGAAGGCGAGACUGGAGGCGGUCCUAAUGAUCGAGAACUCGAUGUCAGUGCAGGAUGCGCACGCGAUGUUAUCGUUCCAGUGCUUCAACCGCUUGGCGCGGUACUUCGGUAUAGUGGCGCAGUUACACCGCGCGCCCAAUGUAUUCGUGCGCGCUGUCAGAGAGGUGGCACGACGUCGCACCUUCUCACAAGCACAUCUUAAGUGGGCGACAGAUUUAGCGGAGAAAUUGCUCAAAAUUCAUGAUGAAGAGAUCAGCAGGCGACAAGAAUUCAACACCGUCUUUGAGGGUCACUUCUUACGCAGUCUGUUCCCUGGCAUGUCUGAGCUUCCACCAACAUUUGCCACACAAGCUCCGCCAAUAUUUGAUGCCAACCUGCCAAAGCUUACUGAGGCGGAUGUGGAUUACAUCACCAACCAGUUCCCAGACCUCUGCGAAGAUAUGCCUAACUACGACAUGGAUUCCACAGUCCAGUUUUUCCAACAAAGAAUACGCGCCUCGGAAUUCGAAAGGAAAGAUAUUGACACUCAGGUGGAUAUGGAAAAAGACUUUGAUUCAGUAACGGAAGCCGGCGACUUCGAAAAACUUGGCGGUCAGAGUUCACAAAAACAGAAAGUAGACACGUCUACUAUUUGUGUUCCUGAAACGAUGGCUGUGUCGACGGUAACGGAGGACAAUAUGGAUACCCAUAGGAUAAAUAUGGAUAAGCUGCAAGACUUUUUGGUGAAAGUGUAUGCUGUAUGUAAGGUGAAUAUUGUGUUCAUAGUCGAAGAGUUGACAAAGUUGAAGGAGGAGGUUAACGAGCAGAAGAAGUUUAUGGCUAGUAAGUAUGUUGAGAUAUUGGAGGCGUGGGAGAAGAGCAAUGUUGAGACUGCGAUAAGAUUCCGUGAAGAGACCCAAAGGCUCACAGUAGACCAUGAGCUAGAACUAAGUGAUAUGAAGGCAGCUCUUAACGCAAAGGACGAAGUUAUUUCUAAUCUCAAAACCGACACAGAAAACAUUAAAAAUCUACAUCAGAAAGAGCUAGAGCGAUUAGAACAGGAGCACCAAGAGACUAAGAAUUUACUAGAGAAGACUCGGCAAGAGAUACAGGCGUUUGAAAAGAAAUUAGAAGACAUUGAAGCGCAGAAGCAGAAGGAGAUCAAAGAGUUGCAGGAGAAGAUGCACAUGGAUUAUAAGGCUGAAAUCGAGUCUCUACGGUCUAGGUUCCGUUUAGUAGCUCUAACAAACAUGGACCGUUCACCAUCGGAAUCGAGUCUGGAGAAGAUAGAACGCACAGACGUUAUUGAAAUAUCGAGUCACAAUGCUAUCGUGAUGCAGACUAAGGAAAAUGCAGAAGUAGAGAAAGAAGAAGCGAUUAGAGAAGCUGUGGCUAAGGUUGAAGCAGAAUGGAGAAGCAAGAUGGAAGCUGAAGUCGCCUAUAUAACUGCUAAGUACGACUCUGAGAAACAGCUAUCAUCCUCGAUGUCUACAACGGACGUUACCCGCCGGCUUCUUACUGAGAAAGAGAGACAGAUAGAUGCGCUGCGAGAGCGAGAGGCCGCGUUAGUACGCGAGUGUGGCAAGUACAGGGAUACUAUCCAACAGUUAACUGAUCCGGAGACCAAUGAUUUCGAUGCUCUACUGAAGACUCAGAUGGCGUCUCUCGAAAACGAGAAUGAAGUGUUGAAACAACAAGUUAAGGAUUUGAAAAAGGAGUUGGAAAAGAAGGCUGAAGAAGAAAAAAGCAAAGAUGAAGACAGCGAGGGCCGGUCGUCCCCCCCGAAGAGAGACGAGGCGUCCCGACGUCGCGCCCGCAGCCACACGCCGUGCGGGCUGGCGGCGGGCACGCUGUCGCUGUCGGCGUGUCUGCCCGGGCACGCCGUGCUGCUCCUGUGGGACCCCGCGCAUCUCAACUACACCGUGCUGCAGGAGGCGUCGAUAAUGUACUUCGUGCACAGUGAUAGCCUGCCGGCACUUGAUCUCAGUAUCAACGUUAAAAACGAAAGUGAAAGGCGAUUGUAUGCGGUCGCCACCGUCGAGUCCAAGGAGUAUUGUUAUGCCAAAAAGAGCGGGAACCGCUACGGCAUGCCGCGUGGGUCCCGGUUCUACCGAGUCCGCGUGCGUCCGCCGCGCGCCGGCGCCGCGCUGCCGCCAUGUUGCGACCCCAAACAUCACCCCGAUGCAAUGAGGGGUGGCGUGCUGCCAGUGCUCGGCGACGCUCGCCCGCUCAAGAAGUGGUUGACCUACAUGCAUGCCCCAGAUACUCAGAAGUCGGUGGACACGAGUCAGUCGACCAGCUCUGCGACGGAGGAGAGUGCGCGCGCGCCCGAGGUAGCGACGGGCACGCUCAUCAACCUGGAGUCGCCCGUGUCCUGCAGCGACCCGGUCUCCGCGGCCUCGGCGCACACACACUCGGAAGACCAGCUCGACUCCAUUGAGGCCAGUGAGCACUGGCAGAAUACUAGGAUGCAUCUCUCUACUAUUAGCGCCGCUACGGACAUGGAGUGCAGCGUGGGCCGCUGCGUGGGCAGCGAGCCGCUGGAGCUGACGGUGAGCGCGGUGGCGGUGCUGGCGCGGGGCGACGCCGCGCCCUCCGACCUGGCCGAGGAGGCCGCGCCCUGA
Messenger RNA from Spodoptera littoralis (African cotton leafworm), 3996 nucleotides. The record is from the annotation of a GenBank genome assembly. Lineage: Eukaryota; Metazoa; Arthropoda; Insecta; Lepidoptera; Noctuidae.